AGUUACGAAUUGUACAACAAUAGCAUAGACUCAUUCGAGAGAAAAACAGUGCAAACAACAGCUGAGUGACGAAUAAAUGACGAACGGAGUGAACGAGAGAGAAAAUUAACAAACAACUUAAAGGCAACCAAAUAGAGAAACAGAGCAGCAGAGGAGAUUGUUAGCUGUACAUAACAACAUAACAUACAAGUUUAAGAACGACGAACAAAGUAUUAAGUUGAAGAGAAAAAAUUCAACCAAACACAUUUUGUGUAGCAGAGAGAAAACUAAUCGCAAAUAAAAACGGAAACACAACGUUAAAUUGUUAAUUUCGUAACCAUUUGCGAAUAUUACAAAGAGAAAAUAAUUGAAUAUAUACUUUUUUUUGGGAGAGAGCAACAGCCUAAACAAAGAGAACUAAAAAUCGAUAAAGUGUGCAUCGCAUAAUAAAGCGAAUUCAAAACAAAAUAUUUUGAAUAUUAUUAUUUUCUUUUCGAUAACGUAAACAAGCGAACAAGUGAAGAUGAAGUUUCAAUACAAAGAAGAGUGUCCAUUCGAAAAGCGACGAGCUGAAGGCGAUAAAAUCAGACGAAAAUAUCCAGAUCGUGUCCCAGUGAUCGUUGAAAAGGCGCCCAAGGCACGGAUCGGUGAUUUGGAUAAGAAAAAGUAUUUGGUACCAUCGGAUCUAACUGUAGGGCAAUUCUAUUUCUUAAUUCGUAAGCGAAUUUACUUACGUCCAGAAGAUGCUCUUUUCUUCUUUGUCAACAAUGUGAUUCCACCAACAUCCGCCACCAUGGGCUCCCUAUACCAGGAGCACCAUGAAGAAGAUUACUUCUUGUACAUUGCAUAUUCGGAUGAGAAUGUCUACGGCAAAUCAACGAAAUAGGUCAAUCUGGUGAGAUAGACGAUUGUUGAAACCACGAAAAAAAAAUGAAAAAAACAAACAAAAAGAGUGAAUUGUGAUUGAUCGAACCGCAUAUUCUCUGACUAAACAACUGCUUUUAUGGAAAUAGCAAACAACAACAACAAAAAUCACAGUUUGAAAAAGGAGCAAAACAAAUGAUUAUCUAUCUUGUAUUCUAUUUAUAUUUAUAUAUUUGUGCGGCUAAUAAUAUUCUCAUUAUUAUUUUUUGGAUUAGAACCCCAAUUUCAAACAUUUUUUUUCUUCAAAGUUUUAAGUUUUGACAUCGCAAACGAACAUCGUUUAGGACUUUCAACCAAAUAGAGCAAACUAUCGAGGUUUGAUAUUUAUUUGUUGAUUAGGAUCAGGAAAUUAGCCGCAGUAAGAAUAAGAAACAAAAAAAACUACACUGAAUAUUUGAUAAAAAUAAAUGAAAAUCUACCGAAUUUGAAAACAAGAACCAUUCGAAUCUGACACACUUUUUUCUACAAUGAAAAACCCAAGAGCGCGAGAAAAUUUGGUACAAAAAAAAAAAA
This is a messenger RNA of Contarinia nasturtii (swede midge), 1416 nucleotides long. It is a transcript of the gene Atg8a, whose product is annotated as gamma-aminobutyric acid receptor-associated protein. Gene Ontology annotation, biological process: autophagosome assembly; macroautophagy; autophagy of mitochondrion. The transcript has 3 exons. The record is from RefSeq and is a predicted model, not a curated record. Gene Ontology annotation, cellular component: autophagosome; cytosol; autophagosome membrane. NCBI's taxonomy places the organism in Eukaryota, Metazoa, Arthropoda, Insecta, Diptera, Cecidomyiidae. Gene Ontology annotation, molecular function: GABA receptor binding; ubiquitin protein ligase binding. The coding region runs from base 503 to 865 and encodes 120 amino acids.